UCGAUUGUUGUUGGUGCCAGCAGGUUUUCUAGUCGUCAACGGCAAUAGACGGCGGCGUUCGACCCAGGAAAGGCGAAAGUGCGAGUAAGAAGAAGGCGAAGACGAAGAAGAAGAAGAAAAACCGUCGAAAGUCAGUUAGAAGACGAAGGAGAAUGUUUGUCUUUUGUCGAGGUCGGAACGAUCGCUUUGAGCGAUAGUCUUUGCGAAUAAACGCGAGGAGGAUGGCCGAUCGCGAAGAGGACGAUGACGAAGAGGGGGAAGAGCGGGAAGGGGUGGAAGAGGAGAAGGAGGAGAACAAGAUGGUGUUGAGGAGGAGGCACGAGAGGAUAAAGGAGAGGAAGGAGAAAAAGGAGCCGAAGGAGACCGACGAGUUUACUACCGACGAGAAUCUCAGGAUAUUCGAGACUCUUUGCAUCUCGUCUCCUCACAAGUUGGACACAGGAGAUGCGAUGACUCAUGACUUGACGACGACGUUGAGGAGCGAACUGGCAGCUCUCGAAUAUAAACGAGAUAGGUUGAUGUUCGAGCUGCAGGAGAUGAAGAACACCGUCAGAUCAAGAGACCAAAGGGUCGGAGAACUUCAGGUGGAAGCUGAUCAGUUGAGGGAACAAGCUGCCAGACAGAAUUCUAUCAUUUCCAGUCUUAAGAAACGCAUAAAGGAAUUGGAAGAGCGUGAGAAAAAUCUUUACGCGUCUCAAGGAAGAAACGAAAUUUCGAUACAAGGAUUACAACGAGACGUCAAGUAUCACGAAGAAAAGGUCAGAGAAUACGAGAAGAAAAUUCGACAAAUUGAGCAUAAUUUAUCCGAGGAGAUACAAUUAAAAGAAAGAGCGAGAUUAAAUCUUCAGGAAUUUGUACGGCGUCUGGCACACGCAUUAAACGUCGAGUACAGUGAAACGGUUCACCAUAGUCCGGAAGUGGUUAUCCACAAGGCGGAAGAAUUAGUGCAAGAAGUAAAUCGGUUGCGAAAUAGGAGUACUACAAUCGAGACGCAACUUAGCGGUAUCGAGAAUGAUUUUCGAAAUUGUAAAGACGCGCUAAAUCGUCUUACCACUGAAAAAGAACAACUUCAGAGGCAAAUGUCUACACAACUGGUUGAUUUGGAACGCUUACGGCAGGAAAAAGAAUGUUUAGAAAUGCAACAUAGAGUAGCCGAAAGAGAGAUGAAUGAUCUGAGAGAUAAAUUGGUGAAUGCGAACAGAAAUAUAACAAGUGCUACAGGAAACAUAUCUAAUCAGGAAGCAUUGAUCUGCCAAUUACGAGACGAUUUGAAGAAUCGCGAAGAAAAAGAGCAACGCCUGCAAACAGAACUGAGACACUUACUGGAAUCUUUAGCAAUUCUUUUGAGUACACCGAGUAGAUUUGUGGAAUCUCAUGAAAAUGCGAUAAAGGAUAGGAUUAGAGAGAUCCUUGACGAAAGCAAAGAUCAAGCACUGAAAAUUCAAAGUUUACGAGAGAAGGUGAACGCUGCCACGGAAUCUGCCAAUCGUCAAAGCGAAAUGCUUGAGACGAGUAUGAUGAAGAUGCGACAUUUAGAAGAGGAACGAUCUAGUCUCGAGGUGAAGAUACACAAACUGGAGACUGAGUUAACCAGCUGUGAACUUUCCAAAGAAUCUUUACGUAGAGACAAACAAACGUUUACGACGUUUUUCGAUCGAUUGGGGAAAGCCAUGCAGAUCGAAGAAAUUUCGGAAGACGUCGGAAUCGAAUUACAAACCGAAUCCUUACUUGUACGAGCCGAACAACUUGCCAGAUUAGAAACGGACAAAUUAGUCGAUAAGACGUCAGUGGUCUAUCAAUUGCAACGACGUGUGAGAACCCUUAGGGAACAACUGCAGAGGCGAGAUCUUCACUUGGAUCUUCUGCGAAGAAAAUUGUCUUUGCAAGAGGACAGUGUGAGAAUAAAAACAUUGUUACAAAGCGAGAGAGACGAAGCGAAUCUUCGCGCGAAAAAAUUAACAAAACAGGUGGAACGAACACAAUCACAACUGUCGGAAGAAAAAUUACGAAAUCGAGAACUGAGUGUUCAAUUAACCGAAGCGGCUGAUUACAAGAUAGCGGCAUUGGAAAGGAGUAGGAAAAUAGAGGAGCUCCAGAAACGUCUCGUAGAAAGCGAGAUGUUGAGAACGCGUUACAGUAGAAAGCUAUCUAUGUUGAAAGAGCAAAUGAGAACGACAUCUGAAACGGCUGAUCAAGAAAGAUCCAUCAACGAUCAUUCUCUACAACUUCUUAGAGAUGAAUUGGCGCAGGUGAAGCAAAAUCUCGCCGAAGUUACUAGAAGGGAAUCUCAGUUGCAGAGCUUCCGUGUCUCCGUAGCGAAAUUAUUGUCGGAGCCAAUCUGCACUCCGGAUUACGAGAUCAUUACGCGACUGCAGAAAAUGGUUGCAGCCCAUCGCGACUUCACCAUGCUCUCCCGUAGAUACGAUGAACCGUUGGAAGCGAGUCCCUCAAGGUGCACAAGCAUUCAUCCGAUCCAUUCGGUGCAUCCACCGAGAUCACCCGGUUCUCGGUGUACCCGUUAUGAAGACAGCGGAUUUGCAGAUCCACCAGAUUUGCACGAUAUCGAGGAGGAUUUUAACAAGAGACCAGUAAGGAGCAGCCUACUUCCGUGACAUCGGCCAAGAUUCAACGUUUGAACGGUUGUCUGCUUGAAUCAAUGGCGACAGCAUCUGAUCGUCGAUCUCCGUUUCUUAUUAGAUUUAUAUACGAAUGAAACGAUGCGUAAAGCGAACCGUUUACUUCGUUUAAACGGACGACUUCUACAGUCGUUUUCCUGGAACUUCAAAAAAGAGACUCUUCUUGUUUACGAAUACAACUUACAGGAUAUUAUCCUAUCAUGUUCAUUCAAAUGAUUCAUUUUUUCGUGAUAAGAAAUAAUUUUCCAAUGUGUAGGAGAUAGGGUAAGUUCUAACUCAAAGUUUCAAUCUAAAAAUAUAAAAUUCAACAUUUUAACUAAUAAAAAUAAUCGAACAUUCGUAUUGUAUAUUUGGACUCUGUCAUCAAUCUAGAAUAAUUAUUUAUUAUUCUUUAGAAAUAACUUUGUAAUGUAACUUUUUAUACGAUGUGAAUCAUUUCCAUUUGUAUAAAAAUUCUAAAGUAGCAUUUUUUAAUCAUACAACUUUCCUCACAAUUAUUAAUAUAAAAUAGAGUUAAAAAAUACACAAAUAUGUGUAACGAAAAAAAUGUGUCAUUCAAUAGGAAUAUUGUACACGUUUGAAUGCGUGUUCUUAUGACUUAUAUAGGUUGAAAAUUAAAUGAUCGUAGAUAAGUAUCGUUUUUCAGUUCAACAAACUCAGAAGUUCAAACAUUGACCGUGAUUGAAAUCGUUUAACGAUCUAUAACGAUCGUUUGAUAUUCGAUUAUUUUUUUUUCUUUUUUAAUAUUUUUUGUUGUUGCAAUGAUUGUUUUGCUAGUAUGUGUAAUCACCGAUCAACUUGUAUAAUUAAUUUGAAAUGUAACUUUUAUAAAAUUAUAUACCUUAAGCAUUGCUACGAUUCAGAUCUGUUCGAUUCCACAUUAAAGAUGAAAUAAAAGAAUAAAUUGUGAAACUGGUUUUCGAGCUACUUACACAUCGUAUCAUUCUCAACUGUUUUGCGAAUUUUCGAUUAAUAUAUCUUUUUAAUACCGGAUUAAAUGUAAUCACUCUCACUUCGAAGAACUUGUUCGCAAAAGAGGAACACGUUCAGAUUAUCGAAAAUUAACAAAAUCAUCGACAUCAUAAAUUUCAAAGAGUCAUUUAUAUUUCAACGUUACUUUGUAUUACAUAUCUGUAAAUAAAAGAAAAAAUUCGAACAAUGACAAUGAAAUAAAGAUAAUAAAAUUUUGUAUCAACUAUCUUACAUCUAUUUAUGCUCAAGGAAACAUUAUUCUUCAAAAAAAAAAGUUAUAAGUGUAAAUAAUAUAAAAACGAAUAGAAAGGUCUG
This is a messenger RNA of Polistes canadensis, 3923 nucleotides long. Its product is annotated as coiled-coil domain-containing protein 170. Lineage: Eukaryota; Metazoa; Arthropoda; Insecta; Hymenoptera; Vespidae. The record is from RefSeq and is a predicted model, not a curated record. The transcript has 14 exons. The coding region runs from base 222 to 2612 and encodes 796 amino acids.